AUGUCUCUGGUAGAAUAUACCGCCGAGCCACAAAACACUGACAUCACCCAACAACCACUACCUCCUCCGAAAACCCCUGAUAACGAUCAAAGUCAAGACCCUCCUUCAAGUGAAGGUAACGAUGACCAGGUGGACCCCAUCCGCUACAAACUAUUACUCAAGGUGAUCGACAAAGCUCUUAAUAAAUCAAUAGAAUGCCUCUCAGUUGAUAAUCUCUUGAAAUGCUACCCCAGUUUUGAUAGCCGACUGGGAAGGAAGUAUUUGAAGAAUUCGAUCGACCAAAUCAACGGUUUCUUCUUGAAGAACUCCAGCAAAGACAUAAAUGCCAUCCUAAAAGAAAAAUCGAUUAAAAAAAAGAUGAUGCAACUUGACUCAAUAAUUCAAGAUGGGCAGAAAUUAAAACAGAAAAAUGACAACGAUGAUAAGCUACACAUUGAGAGUUUGACCAGGAAUUAUUUGAUCGAUUACAAUUUAUUCUUGUCCAAAACUGAGUACAUGAAUGAACUAAAAAACAAGCUAAAUGAAUAUAAACAGGAUAAUCUAAAACUAAUACAGGAAUUGAAAGAUAUUGACGAUGAGAAUCAACGGUUUGUUGGUGAUCUCGAAGGAUCCGUUAGACAGAUGAAGGCACUUAAAAGGUCGUUGAACGUUGAUAAUGGUGAUGAUUUGGAUACAGAUUUUGAGGAAUAUAAUCAAUACUUUGAUCAACUAUCGAGGAGUGAACUAUUUACGUGA
Molecule: messenger RNA, 735 nt
Organism: Saccharomycopsis crataegensis
Lineage: Eukaryota; Fungi; Ascomycota; Saccharomycetes; Ascoideales; Saccharomycopsidaceae
Product: MIND complex subunit
Exons: 1
Coding region: 1-735 (244 amino acids)
Biological process (GO): chromosome segregation
Cellular component (GO): MIS12/MIND type complex
Source: RefSeq, a predicted model, not a curated record